AUGCAUUUCUCUCCAUCCUUACUGUUGGGCACACUCGCUGGGUUGGCCAGCGGCGCGGCCAUCCCUCCCGCGCCCGUCACCAACUACGAUGCCAUCGUCAUUGGCGGUGGUCCGGCUGGGUUAGCUGCCACGAGCGGGCUGGCUCGCGUCCGCCGAAAUGUCCUUCUUAUCGACUCGGGCGUGUACCGCAACGGCCCGACCAGGCAUAUGCACGAUGUACUCGGGUUUGACGGGGUUACACCUGCGUACUUCCGCUAUGCUGCACGCCAACAACUCUCCCACUACUCCACCGUCGCUAUGGUCAAUGGCACCGUGGUCAAGAUCACCCCCGGCGAUGAGCAAAACUCCUUCUUCACUGUCACCACUGUCCCUGCUCCCGGCGUCCCCGCCACCAAUGCGACAGCGCGCAAGAUCAUCCUAGCCACCGGUCUGCGCGACAUUCUCCCCGAAACCCCAGGCAUCGCGGAGAACUGGGGCAAGGGCAUCUUCUGGUGCCCGUGGUGCGAUGGCCACGAGCACGCGGACCAGUCGCUGGGUCUGCUCGGCAGCCUGGACAAUGUGCCCGCGGCGGUGCGGGAGAUGUCGACGCUUAACAACGACAUCAUCGCACUGGUGAACGGGACCGACACGCCCGAGUACCGCGCAAUCACGGAUGGCAAGUUGAAGAACUGGGAGAAAUAUCUCGAGAUCCACAAGGUGCCGGUCGACAACCGGACCAUCACUGCGAUCACGCGCCUCCAGGACGGCGGGGACGCCCACGCCGAUCCCAGCCUGCCGAGUGUGCCGGAGAAGGAUUUGUUCCAGGUGGAUUUCUCGGAGGGCGACUCAAUCCGGAGGGCCGCGUUCCUGGCAGCGUUCCCGUCGGAGCAGACGUCCAAGGUCGGCGAGGAGUUAGGCGUGCAGCUGUGGGGUGGUCGGUUGGCGGUCGACCCGAACAAUGGUUUAAUUACCAACGUGCCCGGUGUGUAUGCCGUUGGGGAUGCCAACUCGGAUAACACGACGAACGUGCCGCACGCACUGUUCAGUGGGAAGCGGACGGCGGUGUUCUUGCAUGUCAAGAUCGGACGUGAGGACGGGGACAGGGAGUUGGCCGAGGCCGGCGUUUCCAAGAGAGAUGCCGAGCAUGUUGCCCGCUCGCUAUGGGAUACGGUCAAUGGUGCGCCUGGUGAGCCUCUGUACGCUGGUAAAUUUGACCAGUAA
Messenger RNA from Dichotomopilus funicola, 1200 nucleotides. RefSeq names its product thioredoxin reductase. Bases 1 to 1200 code for a protein of 399 amino acids. Gene Ontology annotation, molecular function: thioredoxin-disulfide reductase (NADPH) activity. The transcript is spliced from 3 exons. The record is from RefSeq and is a predicted model, not a curated record. Gene Ontology annotation, biological process: cell redox homeostasis. NCBI's taxonomy places the organism in Eukaryota, Fungi, Ascomycota, Sordariomycetes, Sordariales, Chaetomiaceae.